AUGACGGACGACGACGAGUUUGGCGAUGACAUCGCCGAUGAAGACCUGAUGCUUGCUUAUGAGGCAGCAUCUGCACCGACCCUCUCGGCUUUACCAGUUGUUUCUCGUCCUUCGAAUGCUGCAGCCGUCAUAAAUCAACCUCAACCUGUCUCAUCUAGGCAAAUUUCGAGUGUUGGCCGGCAAAUGGGAGCACCGCGCCCGCCAGCGAAGUCAAACAACUCGUUAAAAAACAUCAUAGCACAGGUAGAGGAAAGUAGAACUGGAUUCACCGAUGCCGCUGCAGAGCUCGACGGCUUGCCUUCGGACGCCUUCGAUAGUUCGCAAACCAACGUGGGGCAAUCACAAAGAUCAUUGCUGGCGAGCUGCAGACAGCCAUUGCGCCUGUCCGGACAGACUUCUCUUCGACAAACAACUCUGUUCGGUGACAGACUACAGACCGAACCUACACAGCCGCCGCCGUCUAACCGACUGUAUCGGGGCGACUUCCCACCAGAGACACCAACACACCACAAAUUGGACCAAGAACAACUGAAGACCUGGGUGUACCCAACCAACCUCGGUCCCAUUCGAGAUUACCAAUUUAAUAUUGUCAAAAAUGGACUUUUCCACAACACGCUGGUGGCUCUUCCUACAGGCUUGGGAAAGACGUUCAUUGCGGCUACUGUGAUUCUCAACUUUUACCGCUGGACAAAGGAUGCCAAGAUGGUGUUUGUGGCACCGACGAAACCUCUUGUCUCUCAACAGGUCGAGGCUUGCUUCACCAUUGCGGGUAUUCCUAGAUCAGAGACAACACUCCUAACGGGUGACACUGCUCCGGCUCUGCGGGCUGCUGAAUGGGCAAGCAAACGCCUCUUUUUCAUGACACCACAAACGCUGCAAAACGACCUCUCGAAAGGGUAUGCAGACCCCAAAUCGAUUGUGCUUCUCGUCAUCGAUGAGGCUCACCGUGCAACGGGGGACUACGCCUAUGUCAAAGUUAUUGGCUUCAUUCGCAGAUUCACUAAGAGUUUCCGUGUUUUGGCCUUAACGGCAACGCCUGGAUCCACGGUGGAAGGCGUCCAGGACGUCAUCAACAAUCUGGGCGUUUCGCACGUUGAAAUUCGGACAGAGGAAUCUCUCGACAUACGCCAGUACGUCCAUGGCCGAGAUGUUGAGCGAUUUGUGCUCGAUCCGUCGGUAGAGAUCAAAUUUGUCCAGGAGCAUCUUUCCAAGGCUCUGAAACCGUUCUGCGAGAAGCUCGACCAACAGAAAAUAUGGUAUGGUCGAGACCCUAUGUCGCUGACAAUGUUUGGUUUGAUGAAAGCCCGGCAAGAGUGGAUGGCUGGCCCAGCACGGCACUUGAAUCAGGGAACAAAAUAUAUGACCAUGGCAGUAUUUGCAGUGCUUCAGAGCGUCGCUCAUGCGAUAAAAUUGCUAAACUUCCAUGGUAUCAAACCGUUUCACGACAGCAUGGCCGAACUCAGAAGUACGACUGAGAAGGACGAGAAGGGACCCAAGUACCGGAAACAGCUUGUUGGGGAUCCUGAUUUCCAGGAAAUGAUGUUGACUGUCGAACGGUGGCUGCAAGAGGACAGCUUUGAAAGCCACCCCAAAAUUGGAUUUUUAAAGGAGAGGCUGAACACCCACUUCCAGGACAAUCUUGGUUCCAAUACACGGGCAAUUGUUUUCAGCGAGUAUCGUGACAGUGCGGAGGAGAUUGUGCGCACACUAAAUCGGUGCAGCCCGAACAUCAAAGCUGCGAUCUUUGUGGGCCAGGCAGAUUCAAAGCGCAGCUCCGGCAUGAAGCAGAAACAACAGAUUGAGGCGAUUGAAAAGUUCAAGGCGGGGGCUUUUAACGUUCUUGUGGCAACGUCGAUUGGCGAGGAGGGUCUGGACAUUGGUCAGGUCGACUUGAUUAUUUGCUACGAUGCCUCUUCUUCUCCUAUCCGCAUGCUCCAGCGCAUGGGCCGUACAGGGCGGAAACGUGCCGGUCAUGUCAUUCUGUUGCUGAUGAGGGGAAAGGAAGAAGAGAAGUUCACGGACGCACAGAACAACUACACUCACAUGCAAAAGCUGAUCAGCGACGGGUCUCAAUUCGAAUUUCGCUUUGACAUGUCCGAAAGAAUUCUCCCUCGAGACGUCAAACCGGAGGUGGAAAGGCGAUUUAUUGAUAUUCCUGUCGAAAAUACUCAAGAUUUGUCUCUCCCAGAGCCGAAGAAAAAAAACGCGGCAAGGACUAAGAAGGCACCCAAGAAGAUAUUUCACAUGCCGGACAAUGUCGAGACCGGAUUUGUUAAAGCGUCUGCGGUUUUGGGCGGACCAAAGAAACGCAAUCAGCCAACUUUGGACCGUGGUCCGGUAGAGACGGACUUUUUGGCUGAUACUUCCGAUCUCAAGGCCAUCAUGGCGACAUGCAGCGCCUUCAAAGCCUUUCCUAUUAAGAACGGGUUCGAGAAUGGUACGGUUUUCAACUUGGGACACCUAGAGGAAGUGGAUGUCGGCACGGCACAAUUUGAGUUCCUGCAGAAUCUACGACCUACGAAGUAUCUUGGCCAUGGCCAAUAUACUCGGCGCAAUGUCCGGCUGAUGGGAAGGAUGGCAGAGCAGGCGUAUAGUCAACCGACCAAGAAUGCCAGGAAGUAUAUGCGGAUCCCGGUACCCGCGUUCGCUGCCAACUCAGAUGCCCCCGAGGAGUCUGGGCCCGACGAAGUGGUAUCGCAGACAAUGACCGUCGAACCACUGCCCAAACGACGUCGCGUUAUCGCCCCUGCUACAAAAGCAACACAAAGACAACGAGUGGUGACAUACGGGACUCUUGAUGAAGAGGCCGAGAAAGAUAUCGGCGAAGAAGAGAGUGAGCGACGGCCGAGAAAGUUCAAACCGGCAGUUAAGGGCUUGACGAAACAGAGGAGUUCUCAGUUUGUGACGUAUGCAACCCUUGAUAAAAAAUUUGAUGAAGAUGCCGAGGAAGAAGAAGAGAACGAGCGUUGGCCAAGAAAGAGUUUCAAGCCCGCCAUCAAGGGGUUGACGAAACAAAGGAGCUCUCAAUUUGUGGCGUAUGCAACCCUCGACAAGGACGUGGACAAAGACAUCGGGGCAGAAGAAGAGAGCGAACGUCAGCCAAAAAAGAGCUUUAGGCCAGCCGUCAAGGGCUUGACGAAGCAGAGGAGCUCUCAAUGGCAAUCGUACGCCUUGUCAGGGUCCAACAACAGGCCUCCACCAAUAUCAAGGCCAAAGCAGGAGACCCGGGAUAAACUAAAAGCACCCGAAAUGGAAGAAGAAAUGGAGGAAGAAGAGCUUGAUGAGGAGAUGGAAAUCAUUCAGAUCUUGCCCACCAGGACUCGACGGGAUCGUGGAGGUGCUAGAGGCGGAGGUGGGAGGGGCGGGAGGGGCGGUAGAGGUGGAAGAGGCCGUGGGGCUGCACAGGUCUCGUAUGGACGUCUGGAAGACAAGGGGGACGACUGCAUGCGAACGAGCGACAUGUACGAGAGCGAUGGGUCUGACAGCGGCGGCGAUCUUGUGGAUUUCAUUGCCGACGACGACGAGGUGGAAAUGGCGACAUCGAGCUCGAUGGCCAGAGUUGACGAUGAUGACGACUUUGACGAAAGCCGGAGCAAAGGACCAAAGAAACGACGGACAGGCCCCUUUAUAUCUCCAUCGAUGCCCAGCUCGCCACCAAUGCAGACGAUCAACGAAUUUGACAGCGAAGACGAGGCUCCCGGCCGGACCACGAAGAAGCCUAAAUUUUAUGAGCCCAUGCACCUCUCGCAGACGCUGGAGAACGACGGCAUCGACGAGGAUGGUGCGGCUCCUGUGUUUGGCGAGAAGACACGACCACUGGGUCGAGAGAAACAGCCGGCAGCUGCAGCAAGACGUGGGCGGACUGGAACGUUGCAUAAUAUAGAAGGCGGCGAUGAUGAUGAUGAUGACGAGAGGGGCAUUUUUGCACGGCGGCCUCUUGGGGCACAGAGGAGCCGUCGGCUGAUGAACGACAGCGACAGCGACGACUAA
Messenger RNA from Grosmannia clavigera kw1407, 3990 nucleotides. Its product is annotated as dead box helicase. Gene Ontology annotation, molecular function: 3'-5' DNA helicase activity; four-way junction DNA binding; ATP binding. Gene Ontology annotation, biological process: interstrand cross-link repair; replication fork reversal; double-strand break repair via synthesis-dependent strand annealing. Bases 1 to 3990 code for a protein of 1329 amino acids. Lineage: Eukaryota; Fungi; Ascomycota; Sordariomycetes; Ophiostomatales; Ophiostomataceae. The record is from RefSeq and is a predicted model, not a curated record. The transcript is spliced from 3 exons.